Messenger RNA from Lymnaea stagnalis (great pond snail), 6666 nucleotides. Lineage: Eukaryota; Metazoa; Mollusca; Gastropoda; Lymnaeidae. The record is from the annotation of a GenBank genome assembly.
AUAACUUAUAACAUCGCGCGACUUUGACUUUCAUUUCAACUCUCAAAUAACUCCUGGCCAUCUAAUGCACUGUAAAUAAAUAAAUAAAUAAUAAAUUCUGCUACUCAUCAGUAGCUUGUAGUUCUUCUUAAACUUUAACAAUUUUACUGUUUUCUUUGGCGUUGCUUUGAUAAUCGCACGAACAUCAAAGCUAAAUUGAAUACAUUUAUUAUUACAGGUAAAUCAUUUUUUUUUUUGCGUUUCUAUAUAAAAUAUUAAAUUUAAAUGUAUAAGUUUAAGUCUAAAGUCUAAUUUAUUAUAAUAUUAUAGUAUAUUCUAUAUAAGUAAUUUUAAGUCUAUUAAUGCUAUACUAUAACUAGUCCUGUAAAAGUGUAACACGUCAUAAGUCGAUAAUAAAGUAAGUAGUAUAUUAAAUUAAAUAGUCUGAGAUCUAAAAUGUAAUUGACAGUCUGUCUCUCAGUCAGUCACACUACACUUUUUCAAGGCAAGAGGGUUGUGAGUCAGAAGUCAGAGUGACAAUCAUCAAUGAAUCAAUGCUAAUACUAAUACUGACACUCAGUGUCAAUUUUUGUUAUUGUUAGAUUUCAUUUGAUAUUCACACUGAUCCUGACACUGAUUGUGUGAAUGUAUGAAUAAUGAAACAACUUAGGGGCCAUCCAUAAAUGACGUCACACAAAUUUUGCUUAUUUUUUACCCCCAUCAUCAUAAAUCGUCACAAAAAGGUAGACCCCCACUCAAAUAUAACGUCACAUUUCUCUGCACCCCCCCCCUAUAAAAAUUCCCAGUGUCCACUGCUGUCCUUGACAAACAUUCACCUCCUUUUGAUAUCAGAUUACUGCACCUGCGUCAGAAACAUUUCACUAGAGCAGUGGUUCUUAACCAGGAGUAAAAGUACCUUCCCACAGAUAUGUUAUUUUAGGUAGGGAAGGGUGGGGCAUUUACCCCCACCCCCUGAAUGUGCAGAUUUUAUUUAAAUUGCUAUGUACUGUGGUGCCUCCAGUAAUAGACAACUUAAAAAGCCGACCAAAUUUUGUUCCCACCCCCCCCCCCCCCCGAAAAAAUCCCAGAAAUGUAGCCCCUGCCUUCCCAGCCUUGGAAUGCGGAGGACCAGAAAAUUGUAUUUGCUGCCAUUGCUAGUUGUUGCUUUAAAAAAAAAUCAGUUUUGAUUCAGUUUGCUUAGCAGCAGCAAAUAUUUUUUCUGUUGAAUUUAGUUUGCGCAUUAAUUGUACUGGUAAUUUUUUUCCUUGUUUAUAAAAAGUUAAUUAAAGAAAGAAAACUUUGAUAACUAAAUUAUUUAAUUAUUUUCAUAUUUAAAGUUUUAUUACAAUAUAAUUUAUACGGUGUGUGUGGGGGAGGGGGAAUGUUUUCAACGGAGUUGGCCUGCAGGAGUGGGCCUACAGCGCUGCAAAAAGGUUAAGAAUCCCUGCCCUAGAGCAUUUACUAAGAUCACCACCCCUACCCCACCCCGGGGUCAACCAUUUUUUAGUCCAAUCCCACUUCAAAUGGUAGCCCUAAUUCCAUGACUCACGACUCCACAUUUUGACAUAACGUCUCUCGACUGUCAAAGUCACUACACCCUGAUUCUCCUCGUCUGUAACGGCCUAUAACUUGAUCAGAGACCAUUUUUCGGAACUCGCAUACCUGUGCUGAUUCUUUCAGUGAUCAUAGUUUAAAAAUAAAAUAAUUAUAAUUGUUGUUUAAAAGAAUAAUGUUAAAAAUGUCUGUGAUUUGGGACUAUUAAGUGCAAAUCUUUACUAUAAUAUUUCGCUUUUCGUGUGACGUUACAUUGCUCCAGCCCCUCCCUCCUGUUACACAUAAUCACAAAAAUAUGACCACCCCCCUUUUCAUGACGUCAUUUAUGGAUGGCCCCUUACAAGUACCACAUCCCUGUCACUAAGUUGACCAGAAUAUUAUAAUAUAUGCUUUCGACAAUGAUUAAAUCAUGAAGGUACCUAUUACCAAUGUUCCCGCUAAGGUUUGUUGGUUCGUGUGCAAAAUCAUAAAGUUGUGUGCAAAUUUUUACAGCAUCAAUUUUUUGUGCGCAAAAUUUUCAGCCUACAGACACAAACACACACUUAAGUGGAAAUUAGCUGUGCGUACCCAAAACUGCUGCGCGGCGUCUGCGAGAUUGCUGCGCAGCCGCACAGCUUAAAGGGAACAUUGCCUGUUACUGUAGAUUAUUAUUAUUAUUUUACAGUUUUUUAUGUAAUUUUUGGGGGAAAUGUAUUUGUAAUAAUGUAUUUGAAUAAAAAUCGAGUUUUUAAAAAAGAGAAGUUAUUUGAAGUGUGUGUUUAAAAAUUUUUUCAGAGUUUUCAUCGGCCUAAAAUGAUACAGUCAGAAUUUAUUGAUGACAAAGUUAACAAAAGCACAAUGACAAGUAGCUUGACAGAUUCAACACACCAUGAUGAUGCAUCAGUGUUUGCAGCAUCUCUUAUGGAGCAAGUAAACAAAGAAGACAUAGCUUCAAUGGUAUACAUUCAAAGAGAUAUGUAAGUAAAAAUGAGGCAAUAUAAUUGAAACACAUAUUUUGAAAUUAAAAAAAAAUUAAUUAUAUUCUCUUUGAUUUUCUACUGUAGGAAUAAGAGCACUAAUUAUUUUAUGUUUUAAACACCAGUUAUACAUUCUUAAAUAUUUUUUCUAACAGGUUAUCACGUUUUGAAAAGACAAAUGAAAUGUUGAUAAAUUUUAAUAUUCUGUCUUCGGGGCGUUAUGAAGCUACACUUAGAGACUUCCAGAAACACACUCAGCUCUUGUCUGAAAUGAAGAAAGAUUUGGAUACUGUUUUUAAGCGUAUCAGGUAUAAAAUAUUUUUGAUUCCAAUCAAAAUAUAUUUUAUUAUUAUUUUCUGUCAUAGCAUAAAGGAAGUAAAAGCAUACUUUUACAGAGAUUCCAGGUUAAUAACUUAUUUUGAAUUCUUGAUUAGGGGGUUAAAGUACUUAGUAGAUUUAGUUAAUAUAGCAUGCAUGAAAACAACAAUGAACUAUCAGGGCUUGAAUCUGAUUGUCUUGUUACAGCAAUGGGCCUAAGGGAACCCUUUUCCUUUUUUUUUAAAAUAGAUAUUCAAAAUAAUUACCUUGCAUUUGCUUAAAGCUAGAAUGACAAAAAUAAAACUUACACAUUAUAUACAAAUUAUUUUUUAAAAUUUAACUUUUUUUUUUCAAAUUUCAAGUUAUAAGCAUAUGUUGGAGUUUCCCCAAAUUAUAUGCCAUGAAAUAACCAAAAAAGAAAGAAAAUAGAAGGAAAAAAAAUGAAACUAUUUAUUUCUUACAGAGUACUCAAGCAAAGGCUUGAAAAAACAUACCCAGAGGCAUUUUCAGGUGAGCUGUCAACUAAUGCUUCAUCUAAUUCUUCAUGAAAAGAAAAAGUAAAUCUUAAUAAGACAAUGCAAUAUUGACUGUUAUAAAACUUUUUUUGGCAUGUUCUUCGUUGCAUAAAACACAUCUUUACUUAAGAUUUGAAUUACUAUAUCUGUUGUCCAGUAUGGGAUUUCAUUAAUAAUUGUUGCCACUGAAUAUUAUGUUUUAUUACGUGCGGUGUGUGUUUGAGAGAUUGCUAAGUUAGUUAACACUCUUCUUGCACUUGACAUGGUGACAUAUUUUUAUGCUCAUUAUGACAUAUUGUAUAGUCUGUUUUGUGACAUACAUUUUAUUCCUCUGUCAGACUUAAAAGGAACUUUGUGAAAGGAGGUUGUGUUUUAUUUCUCUCUGAUAGCGAGCUGCACUAUAUGUAUGUGUUUAUGGAAUUUACAGCCUGUGUAUAUGAUUAGAUAUUAGAGUUAAAUUUAUUGUGAUAAAGGAAUUGAGUGUUGAUUCAGUGCUAGUACGACGUUUUACAACGUGUGAAAGAACUUGAUGAAUUAACCAACCUAGUAGAAACAAGAGUUGAUGUAUUUAUUAUUUAAAUGCCUUAUGCAACACCAUACAGGGUCAAAAAGGUUAAUAAUCUGUCUUUUUUUCCCCUUUUCAUUUAACAUUAAAAACAUGAAACAGUUUACAGCUCAGUUGCCUUCAGUUUUUACAUUCAUAUAACGUAAUAACAUAUACUGUAACAUUCAGCUGAAAUCAUGCAAAAAUUAUUUAGGACUUGAAUCUUCAUAUUUUUUUUUUGUUGUUUUUGUUUGUAGGGAUUUUUAAAGCAACUAUCAUUUAAAAUCUUUUGACUCUUGCCAAAUAGCUCACAAUAUAAAUAUAUUACUUAGUUUAUAGUGUUUGAGAAUGGAAGUUUGAGAGAGACACAUUGGUAGGCUAUCAGACUACCAUAGCGAGGUGUGUUUAGCCUUCUGUUUUUAUUUUUGAUUCACAUUCCAACCCCCACAGCCACCUAUUUUUUUCAGGGUUUCUUUAGUCCUCAAUGCAUUAUAUAUCUUGCUUUCCAUGUGUGCUUUUUUCUUAAAGUGGUUAAACUUAUUUGCAGCCUGCAGCAGUGUUUACAAUCUAAUUUCUGAUGAGGAUGAGGAAGAUGACAGCAGUGAUGACAGUCUUGUCCCCAUUGAGUCCAUACAAAGACCAGGACAGACACCUGCCAAGAGUGGAGGCAUUCCUAUCUCUCAAUCACCACUACCCCCUUUAGUUACUGUUACAAACACUGGAUCUCCUACAACCCCAGAGGAUGAGGAGACAUAGACAAAAAAUCCUAUAUGUAAAUAAUAAUUAAUAAGAUAAUGUUAAAAGGAUGAAAAUAUGAUUUUAUUGACGUUUAUUUGCAAUAAUGAUCAUGUUAAAUUAAUUGAGUUAUUAAGUAAUAAUAUAAUGCUAUUAUAAUGCAAAAAAUUUUUUUUGUUUAAAUAAUGUGUGAAGUAUCUUUGUGAUCAUCGCAAGAACCCGUAUUUAUGAACAAAGUAAUUGUUAUGUUCUUAAAAUACAUAUUAUAUUGGUGAAGAGCAAUUAGUUCAUAGAUAGGAAAAUUUUAUUCCAGAGUAAACUCCCUUGCACCAUAGUCUGUUAAUAAUUGUUUGAAGUGUAGGCUUUUUAUUCAUACUUUAUAUUACUUUACAAGGCCUUUAAACGCAUGAGAGCAGCGAGAGCUUACCAUAUAAUUUGUGAUGCCAUAUGCUGUCUUGAUAAAUGGAUGUCAAAAUAUCUCAUUCUAAAACAUAAUUUAUUAUUAUUAAUCAAAAUAUUAAUUAAAUGUACGUAAGUGGAUAUAUAAAUUCAAAAUUGGAUUUAUGAUCAUAUUUUAAAUAUGUCUAGAUCAUUGUUGGGCAACUGUGGCUCUGGAGCCAAGCAACUCUUUCAAUUGAUGGAUGUGGCUCUUUCUUUGUACUAAUCUAUGAGCAUGUGGCUCCCAAAUUUAUUUUUCUCAGAAGAAUCAUAUAAUUCAUAAAAAUAGGCUCCUCACUCAAAAAAGUUGUUGGCCCCUGGUCUAAGUGUUUAGAGUUGAAAGGCUGUUGAUUUCUAAUGUUAAGUCUGAUCAAUGCAUUUGACUCUGUAAAAAGCUUUGUUUACAUGUUUUCUAUUUGUUGAGCUUUGUAUUUUAGUUCUGGUAUUGUCAGUUAUCUUUACUUUAUGCACAUAUUCUUGUGUAAACGAUGAGAGUGAUUUGACAGGCUUUGAUUUUUGAAGUUCAUUCUCAAUGAAAAAAAUCAGUUCAUUUUACAUUUAUUAAAAUCUAACUGAUAAAUACUUUUGAAUAGAUCACAGAUUCUUCAACUGUAUGCUGUUGUAACUAUCAGAGUGCCAUAAAUAUGUUGAAAUAUAUUUGUAUGUCAAUAUUUAUGAGUUAGAAAUCAACUGUAGGCCUGAAAUCAACUGUAGGCCUGAAAUCAACUGUAGACCUGAAAUCAACUGUAGGCCUGAAAUCAACUGCAACUGUAUACCUGAAAUCAACUGUAGGCCUGAAAUCAACUGUAGGCCUAAAAUCAAUGCCAGACCUACCAUAUUUAGCUUCUUGGUGUCAAUAUUUAAUUUUUCUUGGCCAGGAAUGAAAAUGUUUAUGACAACAUGCUUUUUUGGUCACUAUUCUUUAUAACUUUUGUUACUUUGAUGGUUUUAAAAUUGUUUCUGUCAGUUAAACAUAAACUAAUAAAACAAUGGAAACAAAUAAUUUUAGAAUAUUUAUUUAUCUUUCAUUCACCAAUUUCGUUUUACUUGCAGCAAAUCUGUGAACGUGCUUAAUCUAGCUGGCAACCAAUGAAAAACAUUUUGCACCUGAAAUAAUUGUUCUUGAUUUUUAAAAAAAAAUCUUUUUACCUUUCUUUUAUAAUCACUUGUGUGUAGGGCCUACUCACUAAGUCACUGAAGCUAUGUUAUGGUCAAGACUUCAAGUGCUCACUCUUGUAAUAUCUAAAGCUUUUGGCCUCUAAAAUUCAUGAGGUAAUAAUUAAACGGUAUUUAAAUACCCCUUUGAAAAGUUUGAAAUGUCGAAUAAUUAUAAAAUGAGUAAAUGAGGACAAAUUACUUAAAGGUUAUGAUCAGCAUUGGAUCACUAUACAUGAUAAAUAACGUUUUAUUCUAUGUGGAUUGGCAAAACACUGUCACAUCAUUUGUCUGUUAAAAGGUGGCAGACAGAAAAAUAUUUUAUUCAGUGUGUGAGGUGAGCUUGCUAAAAGAAAAGCCAUUGGCCAAAGAAAUGAAGAGUGGUUUGAUUGUGUCGCCAAAAAAUCUACCUCCCAAUUCACAAUGAUAGUUUGUGUCUUUUAAUCUCCUUGAGCUUGACCCUCCUCUAAUU